UGCUGCUGAGCUCGCCGGGUAGUUGCUGAGGCUUUGGAGCCCGGGCACCGUCGCCGUCUCUCCAGGGCAGCUGGUGCCGGUGGGACGCCUAUGCGAGGGGCACACCAUCUCAUCUGGGCUCGGGGAUCAGGCAUCGUCUUCUGCACGAGGGCAGGAGCUUCCGAAGCAGAUGGACUGCCAGCUGCAAGAGGGAACUCGCGUGUGGCUACCGGAGAAGGACUGGCUGCAGCCCUGCACUGUUGAGUCCUGUGCUGAUGGGUGCGUGCUCUUCACUUCAGACUAUGGUGAGACAUUUUGCUACCCAUGGGCCUCUCUGCCCAGGGAGAAGAUUCUGCCAAUGCACCAGUCCAGUGUGGAGGGUGUGGAGGACAUGUCCACGCUGGGGGAUUUGCACGAGGCUGCCAUCUUACUCAAUCUGCAUCAGCGCUAUCACCAGGAUCGGAUCUAUACAAAUAUUGGUUCCAUCUUGGUCUCUGUGAAUCCUUACAAACACAUUGCCAGCCUGUAUGAUGCUGCUACCAUUGACCUGUACCGACAGCACUGCCUGGGUGAACUGCCACCUCAUAUCUUUGCCACAGCCAGUGAAUGCUACAGCUGCCUGUGGAGGCGUCAUGACAGCCAGUGUAUCCUUAUCAGUGGAGAGAGUGGAGCUGGAAAGACAGAGAGCACCAAGUUGCUGCUGAAGUUCCUGUCAGCCAUGAGCCAGACCUCACCAGGUGGUCCUAUGUCAGAGAAGAGCACACAUGUGGAGGAGGCCAUCAUGGAGAGCAGCCCAGUUCUGGAGGCUUUUGGAAAUGCCAAGACUGUCUAUAACAACAACUCAAGCCGCUUUGGCAAAUUCAUCCAGCUGCACUUUUCCCAGCAUGGACACAUCCAAGGAGGAAGAGUCACUGACUAUUUGUUGGAGAAGAACAGAGUUGUUCAUCAGAACCCAGGAGAACGUAAUUAUCAUAUCUUCUAUGCCUUGCUAGCUGGUGUCUCCGGGGAACAGAAAGGUAAAGCGAUCAUGCUUUUGGUCAAGUUUCUGCACGAUCGCCUAUUUAACGACGCCUGUGGGCUUAAAACGCCGCCCCCAGGCCGCCGCUUUUCAGACAGGUGGCGCCACUGCUGGCUGCUGGCAGCAGCCGCGACCUGA
Molecule: messenger RNA, 1135 nt
Organism: Sphaerodactylus townsendi
Lineage: Eukaryota; Metazoa; Chordata; Lepidosauria; Squamata; Sphaerodactylidae
Product: unconventional myosin-X-like
Exons: 9
Coding region: 170-1135 (321 amino acids)
Biological process (GO): vesicle transport along actin filament; actin filament organization
Cellular component (GO): vesicle; myosin complex; cytoplasm
Molecular function (GO): actin filament binding; microfilament motor activity; ATP binding
Source: RefSeq, a predicted model, not a curated record